AUGAAUGAAGAGAAUAUCAUUACAAGAAAAAUAAAUUGUCUGAGAAGUACUUAUGAAGAAAGGAAGGUAAGACAUAAUGAUACUGAUAUGAUAAAUAAGAACUAUGAAGAUAUGUUAGAUAAAAUUGAAGAAUGUGUAAGGUUAAGAAAUGGAUAUAAAAUAUGUUUUGUUUUAAAACUAUCACAGAUACCUCUUGAUAUAUAUGUAAUUGAUAAUAUGAAUGAAAAUGAUAUAAGAAGAAUGAUAAAAAAGAAAAAUAGUUAUAAUAAUAAUAUAUUAAAACCCUUUGAACAAUUAAUAUUAGAUCAUUUUAAUAUAAUAAAAAUAUUAUGUAAUAAAAAUAAUAUUAAUUGGGAUGUAUUAAUAAAUACAAGUUGUAAAUUUUUAUCAACAUUUCUUCAAGUUUAUUGUGAUAAUUUAUGGUUAUUACCUUAUCUAUUAACUAUUUGUUCAUUUUUAAAUAAUAUAAGUACAUUAGCUGAUUCAUAUAGUACUAGCAAUAAAAAUGAUAUAUAUAAUGAAGAAAAUGAAGAUAUAAAUAAUAAAAAUAAAUAUACUAUUGAAGUUUUAAAUUCUAUAAGAGGAAAAAUUGGUAUAGUUAAAGGAGAUAUAGAAAAACAUGGUGGAUUUGUUAUAUUAAUGUUUCAAUCUAUCAAGUUAUGUAUGAAAUUAAAUAAUAUGCAGAUUACAUCGAGUUUCUUAAAAAUUAUAAAUUCGACAGAUAUUAAUUAUUCAUAUAUACCAACAUCUUUUAUUGUUUUAUUUAAAAAUCAGUUAGGAAAAUUAUAUCUACAAAAGUUAGAAUAUGAAAAAGCAGAAAGUGAAUUUAUAUGGGCAUUUUCUAAUUCUAAAAAAAGUAAAAUUGAAUUCAGAAAAAUAAUUCUUGAAUCUCUUAUAACCAUAAGAUUAAAUAAAGGUUUAUAUCCUCCUAAAAAAUUAUUACAAAAAUAUAAACUUUCAAUCUAUAUUGAUAUUAUUUAUUCAAUAAAAAGAGGAAAUAUUUUUCUAUAUAAUAAUGUUAUGAAUAGUUUUUCCAAAUAUUUUUUUCAUAAAGGCUUAAAUGAAUGUAUAGAACAAAUUCAUUUUAUUGUUAAAAGAAAUCUUAUGAAAAUUGUUGUUGACUGGUGGAAUAAAAUAAUUCAAGAAAAUAAUCUACAAAAUAAAUUAUUUAAAGUACCUAUCUAUUUAUUUCAUCAUAUUUUUAAAUGGGCACAUAUAACACAACAUCAUUCAUAUUUAGAAACUAUAUGUAUUAUAACAUCACUUAUUUUAUUCCGUUAUAUUAAUGCAUAUAUAUCUUAUGAUAAUAAUAUAUUGGUAUUAAGCAAAAAUGAUCCUUUCCCCUCCCUUUCACACAAUCAGGGCCCACGUUAA
Molecule: messenger RNA, 1374 nt
Organism: Plasmodium adleri (nom. inval.)
Lineage: Eukaryota; Apicomplexa; Aconoidasida; Haemosporida; Plasmodiidae
Product: conserved Plasmodium protein, unknown function
Exons: 1
Coding region: 1-1374 (457 amino acids)
Biological process (GO): post-transcriptional tethering of RNA polymerase II gene DNA at nuclear periphery; poly(A)+ mRNA export from nucleus; transcription elongation by RNA polymerase II
Cellular component (GO): transcription export complex 2
Molecular function (GO): double-stranded DNA binding; RNA binding
Source: RefSeq, a predicted model, not a curated record